Thelazia callipaeda (thelaziosis nematode) is the source of this 1206-nucleotide messenger RNA. The record is from the annotation of a GenBank genome assembly. Lineage: Eukaryota; Metazoa; Nematoda; Chromadorea; Rhabditida; Thelaziidae.
AUGGGUACAGAAAAGAAAAGGAGUGAAGAUAGUUUGGUAGAGAUGCAGAGAAAUGCGUUAUUGACAUUCGCUCAACAGGCACGUAUGUCAGAAAGCGACAGGUCGAUGGAGGGUAACAUAUGUUGCUCGCCUAAAUGCACUAAAGAAGCGAAACUACGAUGCCCUACUUGUAUUGAAUUGAAACUUUGCGAUUCUUGGGGAUUUCAUAAACUUAUUCAUCUGACGUGCAACAAAGUUUCUAACAGUUAUAAUCCAUGGCCUUAUUAUCGUUUUACUGGAUUGCUUCGUCCUGCACCAGUGACCAGCAAAAGAAUUGUUCCAGAAAAUAUCAUGAAGCCAGAUUAUGCAUUCCGAGCAGACGGCGUCUCGGAAUGUGAACGAUUAGCAAGAUUUAGCAAUGAAAUUAAGGUACUCAACGAUGAAGAAAUAGAUCAGAUGAGGGUAGCUUGUAAACUAGCUAGAGAAGUUCUAGACGAAGCAGCUCUUGUUUGUGAGCCUGGUAUGACUACCGACCUCAUUGAUUCUGUCGUUCAUGAAGCUUGUAUUGAACGAGAUUGCUAUCCUUCACCUUUAGGAUACCAUCAGUUUCCAAAAAGUGUUUGCACUUCAGUUAAUGAAGUUGUUUGCCAUGGAAUACCUGAUUUGCGAAAACUUGAAGACGGUGACAUUUGUAAUGUUGAUGUAACGGUUUACCAUCGUGGGUAUCACGGUGAUGUAAAUGAAACGUUCCUAAUCGGCAACAAAGUAAGUGAACAAACAAGGAAACUAGUGGCGGUUACCUACGAAUGCUUGCAACAAGCAAUAAACAUCGUUCGUCCGGGAGUGCGUUUUCGUGAGAUCGGCAAUGUAAUUCAGAAACAUGCAAAUGCUAAUGGUUUCUCUGUGGUAAAAACGUAUUGCGGACAUGGGAUUCACAGGCUUUUCCACACUAUUCCGAAUAUACCGCAUUACGCUAAAAACAAAACAGUGGGAGUUAUGAAAGCUGGAAAUACUUUUACCAUUGAACCCAUGAUCAACGCUGGUGUUCACAGUAAUGAACGUUGGCCAGAUAGCUGGACCGCUGUAACUAGUGAUGGAAAGCCGUCUGCACAGUUCGAACAGACUUUAUUAGUAACUAGUACAGGAUGUGAUGUGUUGACAGCUCGGAAGUCUGGCCGACCAUGGUUUAUGGAUCAGAUGGAAAAUAAUUACUCUAGACCAGAGUGA